CUGUGUUUUGAAUGGAAUUAUCUAGCAUAUUUUCUUUAUGUGGUGGUAUAUGUUAUUUCUCCUUACAGACGUCUCCACCUCAAUAAGAAAGCCACAGACAAACAGCCAUAUAGCAAGCUUCCAGGUGUUUCACUUCUAAAGCCGUUAAAAGGUGUGGAUCCUAACCUGAUCAACAACUUGGAAACCUUCUUUGAACUGGAUUAUCCAAAAUAUGAAGUACUACUCUGUGUACAAGAUCAUGAUGAUCCAGCUAUUGAUGUGUGCAAAAAGCUCCUUGGUAAAUACCCGAAUGUUGAUGCUAGACUGUUCAUAGGUGGCAAGAAGGUUGGCAUCAACCCCAAGAUUAACAACUUAAUGCCUGGCUAUGAAGUUGCCAAAUAUGAUCUCAUAUGGAUUUGUGAUAGUGGAAUCCGAGUAACGCCAGACACACUAACAGAUAUGGCCAAUCAAAUGACUGAAAAAGUAGGCUUGGUCCAUGGGCUUCCCUAUGUUGCAGACAGACAGGGUUUCGCUGCUACCCUUGAACAGGUUUAUUUUGGAACGUCACAUCCAAGGUCAUAUAUUUCAGCCAACUUAACUGGCUUUAAGUGUGUAACAGGAAUGUCAUGCUUGAUGAGGAAGGAUGUCUUGGACCAAGCUGGAGGACUGAUAGCUUUUGCACAAUAUAUUGCCGAAGAUUACUUUAUGGCCAAAGCUAUAGCUGACCGGGGCUGGAAAUUUGCGAUGGCAACACAAGUUGCAAUGCAAAACUCUGGUUCAUAUUCCAUUUCUCAGUUUCAAUCCAGAAUGAUCAGGUGGGCCAAACUGCGAAUUAAUAUGUUGCCUGCCACAAUAAUUUGUGAGCCAAUCUCAGAGUGCUUUGUUGCCAGUCUAGUUAUUGGAUGGGCAGCUCAUCAUGUGUUUAGGUGGGAUAUAAUGGUAUUUUUCAUGUGUCACUGCUUGGCAUGGUUUAUAUUUGACUACAUUCAACUGAAAGGUGUUCAGGGUGGUGCUCUGUGUUUUUCAAAACUUGAUUAUGCAGUAGCUUGGUUCAUCAGAGAAUCCAUGACGAUUUAUAUUUUCCUAUCUGCUUUGUGGGACCCUACUAUUAGCUGGAGGACAGGACGCUACAGAUUACGUUGUGGAGGCACUGCAGAAGAAAUUCUUGAUGUAUAGCCACAGCUUUGUAACUGUGAAUGUCAAAGAGAAGGGGGGGAAGAAAAGUAUUAUAAAUUGUUUAUAUAAAUACUUUUAAGAAAAUCUACCUUCAGUAGUUUUAUUACUUGUAUGUUUUGGUAUCUGUUCUUUAAUUUAUUUUUGCAUGGCACUUGCAUCUGUGAAAAUACAUCCAUAGUCUUGGCCAAAUGGUACCUUGCUCCUAUGUACAAAUAGAAUUGGAGAGAAUUGGUCCUGACAUCUACUUUCUAUAGGAAUGCUCUGCAGUAAACUCUUUAAAAGAA
Egretta garzetta (little egret) is the source of this 1439-nucleotide messenger RNA. RefSeq names its product UDP-glucose ceramide glucosyltransferase (gene UGCG). Lineage: Eukaryota; Metazoa; Chordata; Aves; Pelecaniformes; Ardeidae. Gene Ontology annotation, cellular component: membrane. The transcript has 8 exons. Gene Ontology annotation, biological process: glucosylceramide biosynthetic process. The record is from RefSeq and is a predicted model, not a curated record. Gene Ontology annotation, molecular function: ceramide glucosyltransferase activity. The annotation marks the transcript as partial.